AUGACUGACACUCCGAGGUCUGACAAGUCCCAGACGAGGUUCAGCACCCCGGUAUCUGACCUCGACGACCACCGCCACCAGCCUGCUUCCCUCCCAAGGGUCGAGACUGGAUCUCCGGCCCGUUCCCGCAGGCCCACGUUUACAACCAUUCCGUCGCUGCCCGAGCGUUCAAACCCGCUUCAACUGGUCAACGAGGCUCUCGAGGCCAACGAAGUCACUGCCCGCGACUUCGAAAACGCAGUCGUCGACGAUGAUGGCUCCCAUUUGUCUCCCGAAAUCGCUUAUGGAAGGCGUGGCUCCCUCGCUCCCAGUCCUAUAGGGCGCCGCGAUACCUUCAGGCGCCCUCGCGACCCGACCAUCGAACGCUUGACACGGUCCAGGGCGUCUUCGACCUCGUCUCGAUCCGUGUCUCCUCCGAAUUCGGUGGAUGCUUUCGCUGAUGCCCGUCCGCGUCGCCAGCGAGCAGGAACUGUUAACAGCCGGGCACCAUCGGAACUCGAGCUCACCCUUCAGAGGACCAUUUCCGGAGGAACACGGCGCCGCCCGACCAUUAGUGAUGAGCGUCCCGAGAACCUGCACCCAGACGUUGCAUCCACUCAUAGCUCCGCUGAAGAAGAUGUGUGCUUCCCAGUUCAGGAAGAUCCAGGCAAAACGACACGCUUCGAUUACGAAGAGCUUGAAGAGUUUGUGGCCGCGUGCCACACUAAGACCCCCCUUGACCAGCCUUUGCGUCACAAGCCCAGCGUUGGUUCCCAGCUUUCAAAGACCGGGCCCAAGGUUUUCACCGACCUUCGUCCCAAAUCCAGCUACUCGACUGCACCCAAGGCAGAUGCUGAUGCUGCCACUCUCAAAGAUGUGGUUGAUCCCGCCAUUCAAGAGAAGCUUGCAGAAGAGGGCCUUGCCCACAUGUUUAGCGGCGAAAAGCAAGGGAGCAUAACCGACAUCAAUCUCAACCGUUGGACCUUCUUCUCGUCUGAGCUCGACGACACCAUCCACGCCGCUGAGCUUGGAGGCCUUCUUAUGCCCGGCGAACGCUUCCGUGACCUCUUCGAGCUUCCACCUGACGGCGGCGUCUGGUGGCUGGAUAUGGUCAACCCUACCGAAGAGGAAGUGUUCGCUAUUUGCAAGGCCUUUGGAGUGCAUCCUCUUACCCGCGAGGAUAUUACCAUCCAGGAGCCACGCGAGAAAGUGGAACUGUUCCACCAGUACUAUUUUGUCUGUUUCCGCUCAUUUUAUCAGACAAACAAGGAAUCCGAUGACUAUCUCGAGCCCGUCAACUUCUACGCCGUGGUAUUCAAGGAGGGGCUAAUGACAUUCACCUUUACUGAGAGCCCCCAUACCCUUAAUGUCCGCAAGCGUAUCGGCCGACUGCGGGACUACAUCAAUCUCAACAGCGACUGGAUCUGCUACGCCUUGAUCGAUGACAUCGUCGACAGCUUCGCUCCCGUGCUCCGCUCCAUUGAGCAGGAGACCGACGCCAUCGAGGACCAGGUGUUCACCGCGCGCAUUGAAGAUUCCCGCGAGAUCCUCCGCGCAAUUGGCGAGUGCCGCAAGAAGGUGAUGCAGCUGCUACGUCUACUCGGAGGCAAAGCCGACGUGAUCAAGGGCUUUGCGAAGCGAUGCAAUGAGAGCUACAGCGUUGCGCCGCGCGGAGACGUCGGGCUAUACCUCAGCGAUAUCCAGGACCACGUCGUCACUAUGAUGUCCAACCUCGGUCAUUUCGAGAAGAUGCUGUCGCGGUCCCACUCGAACUACCUCGCUCAGAUUUCAGUUGACCAGGUCAUCCAGGGGAAUCAGUCCAACAUCACUCUCGGCAAGGUCACCGUCAUCGCUACCAUCCUUGUCCCUCUCAACCUAAUCUGCGGUCUGUUUGGAAUGAAUGUCCGCGUCCCGGGGCAGGAUGGCAGCCUGGGUUGGUUCUUCGGGAUUCUCGGCACGAUCUUUUUGUUCGUCGCUGUCUGCCUCGGUGUUGCCAGGAAGAUGAGGUACAUUUGA
Molecule: messenger RNA, 1995 nt
Organism: Trematosphaeria pertusa
Lineage: Eukaryota; Fungi; Ascomycota; Dothideomycetes; Pleosporales; Trematosphaeriaceae
Product: cora family metal ion transporter-like protein
Exons: 1
Coding region: 1-1995 (664 amino acids)
Biological process (GO): intracellular magnesium ion homeostasis; magnesium ion transmembrane transport
Cellular component (GO): plasma membrane
Molecular function (GO): magnesium ion transmembrane transporter activity
Source: RefSeq, a predicted model, not a curated record